AUGGCUUCCAAAGCCAUGAUCCCCGUCCUCGUCGCCAUGAUGCUACUGACGGGCAUGUGCAACACCCUCUUUACCAAGUACCAGGACAUGCAAUGUGUCGCCAACUGUGACGACCCCAACCCCGCCAAACGCAAGAACUUCGAGCAGCCCGUCAUCCAGACACUACAGAUGUUCGUUGGAGAAUCCGGAUGUUGGCUCGUUGUCUUCAUCUCGUACCUCUCCUCUCGCUACGUUACCAAGUCAUCCGACACAACCGCAUACCAACCCAUCGACACCGAAGACAGCCGCAGCCCUCUGUUACAAGGAGAUCUUGAAGCUCCCGCCGAUGCCACGAAUGUGCCUGCCAAACCUUUCGCUGAUUCUGAGCACGCUGGACAGAGACUGCCACUGAAAGGCUGGAAACUUUUGUUGCUUGCACUUCCUGCAUGCUGUGACAUCGCGGGAACCACCUUGAUGAACGUAGGCUUGCUGUUUGUGGCUGCCAGUAUAUACCAAAUGACCAGAGGUGCUCUCGUGCUCUUCGUCGGACUGUUCAGCGUCAUCUUCCUCAAGAGACACUUGAAUGCCUUCAAGUGGACCAGCUUGUUCAUCGUCGUUGCCGGAGUGGCAGUUGUUGGCUUAGCCGGCGCUCUGGAGAAAAAGAAGGCCACUGUUCCUGGAACUACACCUGGAGCUGAUCCUCCAAGUUUGGGUGAUCUGGACCAGAUGGCUCAUAGUACCAUACACAUGAUCCGCGAUGUUGCGAAAAGCGUUGUGGCUACUGCUCAGGAACACUCUGCCGUCCAGACCAUCAUCGGAAUACUUCUGAUCGCGGGCGCGCAAAUCUUCACAGCAUCACAAUUUGUGUUGGAAGAGAACAUUAUGGCCAAGUACGAGCUGGACCCUCUUGCAACUGUCGGAUGGGAAGGUAUCUUCGGUUUCUCGGUCACGGCUAUUGGCAUGGUAAUCCUACACUUCGCUGUUGGACGUACCGAAGCUGGCAGAGGAGGAUACUUUGAUGCAAAGGAAGGACUAGGACAGGUGUUCCAGCAUCGGGCAAUUGCUGUGAGCAGUUUGUUGACGAUGGUGUCGAUUGGUGGAUUCAACUUCUUCGGGCUUUCUGUCACUCGUACAGUGUCGGCGACAGCUCGCAGCACCAUCGACACUUGCAGAACAUUGUUCAUCUGGGUAGUCAGUUUAGGACUCGGGUGGGAAACGUUCAAGUGGCUGCAAGUAGUAGGCUUCGGAUUGCUGGUGUACGGCACUAUGCUGUUCAACGACAUCAUUCAGCCACCGACAGUAGGAUUUUUGCGCAAGCGAAUCGCGCUCGAGACGGAGGAUGAUAGACGAGGAAGAAGUGAUUAG
Messenger RNA from Aureobasidium melanogenum CBS 110374, 1344 nucleotides. RefSeq lists its product as uncharacterized. Gene Ontology annotation, cellular component: Golgi membrane; intracellular membrane-bounded organelle. The transcript is spliced from 2 exons. The record is from RefSeq and is a predicted model, not a curated record. Gene Ontology annotation, molecular function: pyrimidine nucleotide-sugar transmembrane transporter activity. NCBI's taxonomy places the organism in Eukaryota, Fungi, Ascomycota, Dothideomycetes, Dothideales, Saccotheciaceae. Gene Ontology annotation, biological process: pyrimidine nucleotide-sugar transmembrane transport. Bases 1 to 1344 code for a protein of 447 amino acids.